UCAUCAUGCAGGGUGAGCAGAAAUACUCUGAGCGGAUACUUCCUGGCUGGACGGGACAUGGCCUGGUGGCCGAUUGGAGCAUCUCUCUUUGCCAGCUCAGAGGGCUCAGGGUUGUUUAUCGGCCUGGCUGGGACCGGAGCUGCUGGAGGCAUUGCUGUCACCGGCUUUGAAUGGAAUGCCACAUAUGUGCUGCUCGCCCUUGCCUGGGUUUUUGUGCCUGUCUACAUUUCUUCAGGGAUUGUGACGAUGCCGGAGUACCUGGGCCGUCGCUUUGGAGGAGAGAGGAUCAGAACCUACCUGGCUGUGUUGUCUCUGCUGCUGUCUGUCUUCACAAAGAUUUCAACUGACUUGUACUCUGGAGCAUUAUUUGUCCAGGUGUGCCUCGGCUGGAACCUCUACCUGUCCACUGUCCUCAUGCUUGUGGUGACAGCUCUCUACACUAUCGCAGGUGGUCUUGCUGCUGUGAUCUACACCGACACUCUGCAGACGUUUGUCAUGAUCGUUGGGGCGAUCAUCCUAACAAUCACUGCCUUCAACAAGAUUGGCGGCUAUGGCAACCUGGAGCAAGUGUACAGCAUGGCGGUUCCCAAAAAGAUCAUCCCCAACAGCACCUGCCACCUGCCUCGUGAGGACGCCAUGCACCUGUUCCGAGACGCCGUCACCGGAGACCUGCCCUGGCCUGGAAUGACUCUGGGGUUAACCAUACUGGCCACGUGGUACUGGUGCUCUGACCAGGUGAUUGUACAACGGUCCCUGUCUGCUAAGAACAUGAGUCAUGUGAAAGGAGCGUCAAUCCUGGCUGCCUAUCUGAAAAUGCUGCCGUUUAUCUUCAUCAUCCUUCCUGGCAUGAUCAGCAGAGCUCUCUAUCCAGACUCUGUGGGAUGUGUGGAUCCAGAGGAGUGUGUGCGGGUGUGUGGGGCUGAGGUGGGAUGCUCCAACAUCGCCUUCCCCAAACUGGUCAUUGAACUCAUGCCAAGUGGCCUUCGAGGGCUUAUGAUAGCAGUGAUGAUGGCUGCCCUGAUGUCCUCGCUCACCUCCAUCUUCAACAGCAGCUCCACACUCUUCACCAUGGACAUCUGGAAGAAACAUCGCCCACGUGCCUCAGAGCGAGAGCUGCUACUGGUCGGCAGGAUCGUGACUGUGAUUUUGGUGGUGGUGAGCGUGGUGUGGAUCCCCAUCCUGCAGUCGGCCAACAGCGGCCAGCUGUACGUUUAUAUCCAGUCAGUGACGAGUUACCUCGCCCCGCCCGUCACUGCGGUGUUCACUCUGGCCGUGUUUUGGAAGAGGACCAAUGAACAGGGGGCAUUCUGGGGCCUGAUGGUGGGCCUGGUGGUGGGUGUGUGUCGGAUGGUGCUGGAGUUUGCCUUCCCACCUCCUAGAUGUGGCAUUGUGGAUUCAGCUCCUGCUGUGCUGCGUGGCGUCCAUUACCUCCAUUUCGCCAUCCUGCUGUGUGGGCUCACUGCGAUCGUUGUGGUUGUAGUAUCACUGCUCACACCACCACCCAGCCAUGAGCAGAUUUGUAAUCUGACCUGGUGGACUAUAACUGAAGAACCACAGAGAGAAAUACCCCUCCAGAAAGUGUCCUCUAUCAGCCACCGCAACUCCCAGAGCUCUGAGCCAGCUCAGCGGAUGACGUGCGGUCACGGCACAGGACUGUGUAUCUCGGCAGCUCGACGAUCAGAGGAUACUCCAACUCCCAGAGUGCUCAGCGUCAGAGAGAGCGUGUUCUGGUCAAGGUUCUGCUGCGUGAACGCUCUCCUGCUGGUCAGCAUUAACAUUUUUCUGUAUGCAUACUUCGCCUGAGUGAAGGAGUCGAUUUAACAUCCUGCCUCACCCUCCCUCUGAACUCCUGCCAAACUCUCAAACAUGGAGCGCAAACUCCGCCUGCCUGCCAAACAGACUGAUUUCUCCAAAUACAUGAAUGUGUGGAAGCAAACUGUGAUUUUAUGCAACUCUUUCAAAAUCAACACCAUGUACUGUGUUCAAAAUGAAUAAUGUAGCUGCAGAUGUAGCACAGUUUAACUAGAAAAAAGUCAGAGAGCACAUUCCUCUGCAAAAAAAAGACUGCACAAACCUCGACAUGUCUUAUUUUGAUGGGAAGAAGUAUUUGAAUCUGCCCGCAUUUCUGUCAAAUUACACAUAAUGAUAGAUGAUUAUCACAUCAUUUCACAUUCUCGAGUUUUUCAUAGAAGUAGAAGCUUAAGGUCAAGAGUCAAAAUGUUAGAUAUCUCAAAAUGUUUCUGUUUUUCAAUGUUGUUCUAAUAGGAAACCAUGCAUAUGAAGACAUGUUGACCUAACCGUACCAACAACUGUGGAACAAUUUGGAGAACUAUAAAAAAGUUCACAUCUGAACUUUCGUCCAGGCAGUUUCAUCCAGGAUGACUCUAUAGAAAAAGAUGCUGCAAGUAGAGCGAUGCAACCACAGAAUAUCAUUACCCACAGUGCAUUGCACAAGAAUGAAAGGAUACAUGUGAAUCUACUUGAAAAACCCCAAAAUGUAAAAAACCCAAUUCCAAAAAAGUUUGGACAUUGUGUAAAAUGUGAAUUAAAAACAGGAUACAGUAAAAUGCAAAUCCUUUUCAACUUACAUACAAUUCAAACAGCACAAAUGAAAGAUAUUUAAUAUUUGAACUGACACUUUUGAAAAACAAGCACACAUUCUGAAUUUAAUAUCUGCAACAUGUUCCAGAAAAGUUGUGGCAGGAGCAUGUUAACCACUGUGUUACAUCACCUUUUCUUCUUCUUGUAGCUCGUUCAGAGUGUGGCUUGGCUUUUUUGCCAUGAAAAACAUCUGGGUGGAAGCAUAUAUUGCCUCAAAUCAUGUAACUCUUAGUAUUAAUGGUACAUUUAGAUAUGUGCAAGUUACCCAUCUUAUGGGCCACAAUGCACCUCCACAUUUUCACAGAUGCUGGCUUUAAACUUUAUGUUGAUAAUAGUCUGGAUGGUCCUUUCUCUCUUUAGCCAAGAGGAUUCAGGCCGCAGCACACUCUUUCCAGUUUAGGUCAGUCCAUCUCAGAUGAACUCAGGCUCAGAGAAGGCAGUGGAACUUCUGAAUGUUGCUGAUGUAUGGCUGUCACUUUGCAUGAUAAGAGUCUUAGGUUACAUUUUUAGAUUUAGCAACGUACUGUUAAGUGAGAAUGUUUUUUCAAAGUGUUCCUGAGUCCAUGUUAUAACAUCCAUCACAGAAUGAUACCAGAUUUGAAUGCAGUGCCGCCUGAGGGAUCCAGGUUCGCAGGCAUUUGUUGUUGGUUUGAACCCUUGCCUCUUACCUGCAGAGAUUUCUCCAGAUUCUCUGAAUCUUUUGAUGACAUUAUGGAUGUUAUGGCCUGUGGAUGGUGCAAUCUCUAAAUUUGGUGAAAUUGCACUCUGAGGAUUGUGGUUCAUAAACUGUUGGACUAUGUACCCACGCAUUCUUUCACAAAGUGGAGAAACUCAUGCAGUUUUUCCAGCCUUUUAUACCGAAUUAUGGUUUUAUCACCUGCUGCCAAUUAAGCUACUUACCUGUGGGAUAUUCUAGGGUGUUUUAAGCACUUUCGCUGUUGUAUCUGGCUCCUGUCCAAACUUUUUUGGAAUGUGUUGUAGGCAUUCAAUUCAUACAUGUGUACCUUCCUCAGUAUUUUUGCACAUAUCUUUGGGUAUUCAGAGUAUCUACUGACCCAAAUAUAAGUGCAAUAAGUUAAUCCAGCCCUCCUAUGUCUGAAAACAAAACUGGGUGUUGUUCAGAAUCUGUUCUCAUUGUGGCAAUAUGACAGUCAAUAUAAAAACACUCAUCACCUGGUUUCUCCACCCACAGCCAUGAAAGCACACAGCUGUACUCUGUAGCAGCAUCAGAGGAGAUCAUUUGCAUUUAAAGAGACAAGCACACCAAAACUGACCAUUCUGAAAAAGGCUGUUUAAAGCUGGUUUAAACAGGGUCAAAAGCCUCCAUCCAUGUUAUAUUUGACCUUACCAAGUUGCAGACAUUUCAUUUAGAGCAAGGGCGGCUGUGUUAAAAGGUGGAAAAGGGAUAUGU
Molecule: messenger RNA, 4012 nt
Organism: Cheilinus undulatus (humphead wrasse)
Lineage: Eukaryota; Metazoa; Chordata; Actinopteri; Labriformes; Labridae
Gene: slc5a10
Product: solute carrier family 5 member 10
Exons: 14
Coding region: 58-1803 (581 amino acids)
Biological process (GO): transmembrane transport
Cellular component (GO): plasma membrane
Molecular function (GO): D-glucose:sodium symporter activity
Source: RefSeq, a predicted model, not a curated record